Molecule: messenger RNA, 2371 nt
Organism: Meleagris gallopavo (turkey)
Lineage: Eukaryota; Metazoa; Chordata; Aves; Galliformes; Phasianidae
Source: RefSeq, a predicted model, not a curated record
AUGCCUCCUCCUCUUAAAUCAGUCAAGACUAAGGGAUCUCUCGCAACAGAAGGGAUUUUCCGGAGAUCAGCAAACACACAGGUUGUCAAAGAGGUCCAGCAAAAAUACAACACGGGUGUGCCGGUAGAUUUCCAGCAGUAUGAAGAUGUCCAUCUCCCUGCUGUGAUUCUCAAGACCUUCUUGAGAGAGCUGCCUGAGCCCCUCCUCACUUUUGGCCUCUACAGCCAUGUUGUCAGCUUCCAGAGUGUGGAAGAAGUGAAUCGUGUGGAUGUCGUUCGCAAAACACUCCAAAAUCUGCCAGAAGAAAACUACCAUGUGCUCCGUUUCCUGACAGCCUUUCUGGUGCAGGUAUCUGCUCACAGUGACAGAAACAAGAUGACAAACACCAACCUGGCAGUUGUGUUUGGCCCAAAUCUGCUGUGGGCCAAGGAUGUAGCCAUCACCCUAAAAGCCAUCAAUCCGAUCAAUACCUUUACCAAGUUCCUGCUGGAUCACCAGAAGGAGCUCUUUGAGGAUGUGGAGGCCUGAUUCCCGGCCAGCCCACACCAGCACACUGUGCCCACCUUCCCACCUUUCCCACCUUGUCUUGGGGCUGUGACCAAGCUGUCUCCAGUACAAAGGGACUGUUAUCUCCUGGGUGAUGAGCAGAAUGAGGGCUGUGGAGAUGGUGGUGAAAGUGUAAGCAAGCUGGAGACCUGCUGCUCCAGAUGGGGAUGGGAGCUGGUCUCCCAGCUACUGUGUGGAGUACUGCCCCACCUGCCAGUCUGUGCAGCUUCUCCAGGGCUCAUCACCAGCCUAUUGCCCUAUAAGAUGACCAGCCAUUCUUUCCUCCUUUCCUCACAUAUGGUUUUUCUGCCUCCUGUCCCUUCCCUUCCUCAGCAAAGAUCUCUUUUUUUGUUUGUUUAAACUCCCAACAACCCCAUCUCACUCCCCUUGUUUCAGCUGGGCUAUCAGGGCUCGGGCAAGACUUGCUUGGUAUGUGGCAGAGAUGUUCUUUCUAUAGGUGCCAUUUUUCUGCACUGAACGUGCAUUCUGCCUUUCCCCAGGUGCAUCUGAAACACUGAAUGGAGCAAGCAGCCCUUGUGCUUCAGGUACUUGUCCUGCACUUGCAAACACCACUUUAGCCACAAGUUUUUGGCAGGCAAGCGAAGGAUAGGUUCCACAGCACAUGGGCUGUAUAGACCUGCCAGACAGCAACACACAGAAGCUCAAUUUAGCUCAAGCCCCUCUGGGGUCACCCAAACUUCAGCUAUUCUUCAGCUUUUCCUGGGGUGAGGUUCCUCCUGUAGUUAUCCAGCUCAGGUGUUUCUGUCCCUUCAGCAGUAUUUCCAGCCUGGUUUGGAAGGUGCAUGUCAGACCUGGCUGUGCAUGGGUUCUGGCUGGGGUCCUUUCACAGAUGGGAGUCUGAAUUGCAAGGAGAAAGUGCCCUCGUGGCACAGGACUGCUGAAACUAUGAAGGUCGCUGCCUUUUCCUCUGACAGCAACACAGCCUCUUCUACUCCUUCAGGCACGUUCAUCUGUGCUGACAGACACAGACUGCCUUGGUUGUUUCUUCUCUUCAGUUUGAGCAGAACUUUCUCUAGCACAAUGUAACAGUGAGUGUGGCCUUAGGGGAAGGUCUAGGGACUGGGGCUAACCCUCACUCUGGAGUGUACCAGGCCUGGUUUACAAGUUUCUGGCCAGGUGCUGAGCACUCAUGUGCCAAAGCUGUGAGGGAACAGCUAUUCCUUGCAGGGGGGCAUCGUCUUCUCUCUUCCUCAGUUCCUUUGCCUUCCAUCCUCUCAUAGAAGCCUCAUCCGGUGUAUCCUGUAUGCUCUGGGCAUGCCUGGAGAAAUAGGAUUGUCUGCAAGGCAGGCUUAGGGCUGGAUGUGCCUGCUGCCUUCCCAAAGCAGUGCCUCACUGUUGGUUUGAGGUAGUAGUGUGCAGGUCACCUAGAGCUAGAAGAGAUCCCUCUCCUUAGCCUGGGCCUGAUGGGGUGUUCGUGAGGAGUUCUAGCCUUACUUUUCUGGUGUGUUAUACCUUUAUCUCUUGUGUCCUGCAUGCCUUGGCCAGUCCUACUUCGUGCUGUAUUUGGCAGCAGGGACAAAUGUUUUGGACCAAACAGAACUCACUUUAUUAAAAGCUACUGGAUGCUAAAUAGAAUUUACUUUUUUGUAGCAUUUUAGCCUGAUCAGAAGUUGUUGCCCCAGUUGUAAUCAAAAUAAGUGACAUCUGCUGCAGGGAUGAUGGAAGUUGCUAUUCCUGCUACACUGUGGAACAGGGAUGGGUGUUAACACAGGAAGCCUGGCAGAGCAGUGCAGGUCUAGCAACUGGCUUGGAGGAGGCACGCCAGCUUGUGGGUGGAAACAGUGAGCAAGAAACUGAGCAUUGC